UUCCCCUAUUCUUAACACUAAAAGUUGCUCUUUUUUGUUAGCAGUUGCUUGAAAAUUUUAAUGUGUAAUUGCAAACUACCUUUAAAUGUUGCACAUCAUUAGCGACUGAAGGCUUCUCAUAUUUAGAGUUUAAAGCCUUGAUUGAUGAAGUCCCUUUGAUCAGCAAAGGUUGUCGAUUUCAUUAAAUUCAGCGUUGUUGGUGAUUACCUUCAAGUUCUCCACAAGAAAAUUCCCGUAUUGAUUUGAAGAAACAUCUUUGAUUAGAACGUCCCGAAAAUUGUCACUUCUUAUCUUGAAUUUCGUGAACAAAUUUGGAAAUUGAAGCAGAGUCUCGAGUUCCCCAAAAAAGGAUAUUUGCAUCAUUUGAAAUCCUUCCUUCUAGCAGUUAACAAGGAAACGAAUAGCUGUAAAUUACUUUUUUUAAAUAUUACAUUUCCUCUUUUCAUUUCGAAAUCCAACUUGUGGAUUGCUCUUGGUUUGUUAAUCUAACCGUUUUUUGUUGUUAAUACCCAAGGCUUCUAAAAGAAUUUACCUUCCACGUUUAACUGUAUUCAUUGAUUCUUCUUUUUAUAGCAGCAAUCUUUGUUUUUCUGCUCAUACCGUUUCGAGUUUGCUCAUUUUUCUAAUUGUAAUCUUCACAAGUUUUUCUUCCAAUCCGAUUUACAUAUUCUCCAUUUGUUCUACAAAUUCGACAUUUCUGUACCUUUUUGUUGAAAUUUUUGUUUUAUUGAAGUGCUCUUCACCAUAUGACAGAAAAGUACUGAAUACUCGCGUUAAAAUAACAAACUAGGCUGUAAAACCUCCAUUAAAGCGUCAAAGGCUCUGUUAUGUGUCACUCCGAAUAAAUGUCACAUGUGUUCUGAAGAAGAAAAUUCCUACUUUAUGUAAAUUUUCCUUUUUUUCUUGACGGAAUAAAUUACUUUAAGGGUUCGUAGUUCUUCUUACAUUACUCCAUUAGCGAAUCCAUUAGUAUUUGAUAUCCGAAGCAGCGUUCACAAUUCGGCUUAGAUUUUGUCCGUUGUCUUUAAUUUAUCUGAUUUAAUUUUUAUUUUUAGUGUUCUAAUUCAUUUUUUUAAAUUAUCAACUUGAUCUAACUUUUUCAAAAAUAGUUUCUUCCAUAAAUUGACGUCGCUUAUCGUAGCUGAAUUAUAUUAUAUUUCAAAUUUCCAUCCAUAUUCUUGUUUAGCUCUAAAAGUGUCCAAAAUGAUUUCCGCUUUGAAUUCAACUAUUCCCAAAAUUACGAUGACAGAAGCCUUCAAAGCUUCUUUAUUCGGUUCGGCGGUUUUCUUCAUCGGUCUGACUAUCGCAGUUGUAUUUCUCAUAUUUGCAAAGUUUCUAGACGACUUAAUCUUCGGCACUGAUGGUUGUGCGGUUAAGAUCAUGGGCUCGACUGAGAUUCUGAACACGGAUAACUUUUUCACGUUAUCUUCCCCACAUGAGUCGAAAAGAGCUAGGAAGAAGUCUAACCCGCAACCUCAAAGCAAGAAAACUUUUCAAAUUGGAGCUAUGAAAUUUUGAAAUAAGUCGAGUUGAAAGCGCUCUCAAAACUCGUUUUUGAAGCUAAUGGCCACAAGUUUCCCUUCGUUUGGCCAUCAGAACUUUUUUAAAUGAAUAUUUUGGAUCUUUCGAAAAGUGUCUAAAGCAAGAUCGUGACGUGAUUUUUCUUAGAAAAAGGCUGUGGCGUUGUGAAAGUUUCUUGAUUGCUUUGAAAAAACGAUGAUAAAAGUUUGUCUGAUUUGUGAAAUUUUUUCUUAAUUAAUCAUUGUGCUUUACAUCGCCGAUUUUUUUAAAAUCAUUAUUGGCUAUUUUUUGAAACUACUCAGUUGAUAUAAAGAUCCAAAUACUUUUUCGAACUUAAAAAGUUAUAGUUUUGUGCCGUCUUAGUUAUGUUUUUUUAAAUUUCUGUACUCUACUCAUGCUCAAUAUAAUAUAAAAUGAAAUGUUUUAGCUAUGAUUCAUUGUUCUUAGAAUUUCUUAAUGACCUAAUUGAUUAUUUGAAUGUUCAUUAUCAGAAGUAACGAUUAAGCUUAAUUAGAUUGACGUCCUAAUGCGGAUAUGUUUACCAAACCAUUUCGGUCUUUGAGCCCUCAAAGUCUGGUUAAUCAGUGAAAUUAGACGCAAUUAGUGUCACGACACUUGCCAAAUAUCAAGAAAGGUUUUUAUUAACAUACGAACUCAAGACUAAUUGAUCGCACUAAGCGAAGCGUCAAAUUUCAUGAACUGAUAUCGGUUUUUACUGGUUACGUAUAAUUUUUUUGCAAUUUUUGACGCAAAUAAAACUUGAUAUAUAAAAUGUUCUUAAUUUUUACAUUUUUCUAAUUGUCAGAAAAGCUUGUUGACAUAUCUUCAGUGCCAUUCUGCAUAUCGAGUUAUCGAAAUCUUGUUCUCAUUUGUUGAGAAUUUUUUAAGGUCAGUAUCAUGAAACGGGCAUUGUCAAACUCAACAACAUCUUUGGGCAACCAGCAACAGGGCCAAAUUGAAGAAAACCAGUCGGCAAAUGAACCAAAUGCACCAAAAACUGAUACGACAGAAAGCGUCGGAAUCCACUUUACAUACAAAAACACGCAGAGGCAAAGAACUGCAGCGCGAAAAGGAAGGAAUCUAGGAGGUUAUCAGACUAGAAAUCGAGCUCAGGUUGUGAACAAUGAAAAUGAAAAUGUGAACGAAAGUUUUGAAAAGCGUGAACAACAAAACGAGAGUUCAAAAGAUGCCAAAAAUCUUUCAUCACGAGGAUCGAAAAAUACGCGACCACCCAAGCAAACCCGACAAAUGAAACUCAAUUUCUCAACCAGCUCUCCGAAACAUUUUCCAUCUUUGGGUGGAAGUAGAAAUAGCAGCGCAAAUGAUUUGAAAUCAGACAUGUCGAAGUCGCCAGCCAAUGCAUGGAAUGGGAAACUUCAUUUGCCUAGCUCGGUUCAAAACUCACCGCUGACUUCAAGUCCGCUGGCUAAAAUGGCUAAACCAAGUGAGAGUCCUGUUCCUUUCAGAAGACCACUGGCGCCAGCUGAAAGCCCACUGACUGUCAAUUCGCCCGGUAACCUAGCAACAUAUACCAGAUCUGGAUCGAAAGCUCAAACUAAGUUGUUCUCGAAAUCACCAGGGUCUGUUUUCAACACGACUAACAAGUCCUCCAAGGCCUCGGACUCUUCGCCGAGUGAUAUUGACUUGAAUCGUCAUCAGUUUUCGUCGGCAUCGUGGGCAGAUAUUAUGGACGAAGUAGAUUCUGUGAAAAGUGGAAACAUGAGUUUCAUGUCGAUGGAAACGGCAUCCUCUCUUAACACUACUUUUGAUAGUGUAGAUUCGGCAGAUAUGGACGGACUUAUUCAAAGAAGAAGCAAGCAAAUCGCGUAUGGUAAGAACACUAAAGAGUAUCAGAUGUAUAUAAACACCGUUCCAAUUGAGAAACGAAAACGAAGUGAUCCAGUUACUCCGAAUAAAGAUGAGACGCACAGUAGAAGACACUGGGAUAAUAAAGUUAAGAUCUGGAAACGACAGAUUAAAGAUUGGAGUGCAAAGCAUAACGGAGACUCUUCAGGAGCCGAAAGUGCACCUGGUUCGGCUCGGAGUUCCCUCGCGAAGAUCCUUGAAAGUCUUCCAGUAGCAUCUAAAAUAGAUCCCAAUUCACCGAUGAAAAAAACUUUAGCGGAGCUUGGAAAUGUUACUCCUGGGAAGAACCGAGUCUUGGAAGCUGCAAAGGUUGUUGGAAAGAGUCCAGCUAAAAGUCCCUUCAAACGUCCGUUGUGUGUGGCGAAUAUUGAAAAUAUCGCAAUGGUUGAAGACAGUCCAAGUAAGCGACGAAAUAUGAUCGGAACUACGAGGACAAUUUGCACGAGGUCUCUUGUCGCGGCAAUGAAUGAAGAUUCUCUGAUGAAUGAUGACGAUUGUCUUACGGUGUCACGGAAUGUCAUGAGCAGCCGAGUUGACGAGUCGUCGUGUUCGACUCUCGUGGACGAAUCGAGUUGCAUGUCGACAGAUGCGGGAUGGACUGUUACGCGCAUGCCGAUGCCGAAAGUCCAAGAGGCUCCUAGUCAGCUUGAAAUGUUCAUAAAGACUUGCCAGUCGUCAAACAUAGAUAUGAAAUGAAAAAAGAAGAAAACAUUCUUUUUAGAUCUAAUCGAAUUGAAAUGAACUGGAAAUGUUCUUUUAGAAAUUAAAUUACGAAUAGAUCUUAAUUAUGUUUCAAAAGGCAAUUCCUAAUUUCUGCGAAGUGUUAAACCGUAUUAAAGGUGGAUUUUCUUUCGGUGUUGUGUUCAUUUUUUGACAUUUCUGUCGAAAUUGGCUAUAAUUUAAUCCGAAAUUUGUUGUAAAUUUUGUUUAUGUUUAUUCACAUUUUCAUUAUUAUAACAAACAUUUCUGUGCAAAAACAACAUUCAGCCCAAAAUAAGUGCAAUUUUGUUGCAAUACCUCAAAUUUUUGUUUUCCUUCUCUAGUGCCCAAAUCUUUUCACAUGACCUAGAAGUGAAAUAAUUUAAAGUCUUAUUUUUCAAUUUAGGCAUUGGUUUCAAUUUAUUGUAUUCAUUUUCAUGUUCACUUGAAUUUGUUUUCUGAUAAAAAAACUGAAACCUGAGAUAAGUUUAAUGACUCUAAUGCUGUUCAAAGUUGCUUGUAACAUCGUUUGAUCUAAUGGUGAGUUUAUUGCGAAAGUGUUUCGUUUUGUUUUCGUGAGUUCAUUUAAUGAAUUUUAAUUCAAUUGUAGUUUUGACUUUUACAAUUACUGUUUUACUACGUCUAUUCAGCUAACCUCUCUGAUUGACGAAAUGCUUAAUCGAAUAUGGUUUAGUUUGUUUCCACUUUUUCGGAAUCCCACCCCUAAAAUUAUUAAUGUGAAUCUACACACAGAUCAAGUGAACAGUCUUCGCACUAAACUAAUCAAACAAAAUAUCUACCUGAAAAUGGAACGCUGGAUAUCUGCCCCACUUUGAACAUGAAUCACACUGCUUCUGAUCAGCUAAAAAUGAAAAAUCAGAAUUAUCCCAAAAAAUUAACCAAAACCGCUUUAAUUAAGGAGGCAGGUUUGUUUGUUCACUUGAUUCUGAGAAAACCACCAAACAUUUAAGUAGUUCGUUGCUUCUGUCUUAUUUUGCAGCGUCUGUUUUCUUGCCUUGCCCUGCCUGUAGCCCCUGCGUGGCAAAAAAUGAUGUGAAUUGUCGUUUAAAAUAUAAGAUUUUGAAUUUACGUUUUAUCAAGUUUGUUUUCUAUAAGUCAGU
Molecule: messenger RNA, 5207 nt
Organism: Symsagittifera roscoffensis
Lineage: Eukaryota; Metazoa; Xenacoelomorpha; Acoela; Convolutidae
Exons: 2
Coding region: 2419-4083 (554 amino acids)
Biological process (GO): mRNA 3'-end processing by stem-loop binding and cleavage; mRNA transport
Cellular component (GO): histone pre-mRNA 3'end processing complex; cytoplasm
Molecular function (GO): mRNA binding; histone pre-mRNA stem-loop binding
Source: RefSeq, a predicted model, not a curated record